Molecule: messenger RNA, 3333 nt
Organism: Spinacia oleracea (spinach)
Lineage: Eukaryota; Viridiplantae; Streptophyta; Magnoliopsida; Caryophyllales; Amaranthaceae
Product: origin of replication complex subunit 1B
Exons: 16
Coding region: 476-3019 (847 amino acids)
Biological process (GO): DNA replication initiation; mitotic DNA replication checkpoint signaling
Cellular component (GO): nuclear origin of replication recognition complex
Molecular function (GO): ATP hydrolysis activity; DNA replication origin binding; ATP binding
Source: RefSeq, a predicted model, not a curated record
CUCACAAGUCCCACCAAUUCCACUACACACUCCAUUCCAACUUCAGUUUCAACUUCUCGCGACAAUACCACUUCAUUCUCUGCUACCGUUAAUUUGGAAAUCAGCCGUGAAAGAGCGUCGGAAAUUGUGGACGGCGUGAUUUUCCGGCGAUUAAUUCAAGUUUUGUGGAUGAAUUAGAACAACUAAUCGAUUCUGGAACUUUGAUUUUUGAUUUUUGAUUUUUGAUUUUUAAAAUAUUUUUCAUUCUAGCCGUUAAUAUAUGCCUCAAACUGCUCCUUACUUUAUCGACCAUACCUAAUUUCGUUAAUUCAAUCCUUUUCAAUUUGAAUUACUAUAGCAAAUACUCAAAUUUGUUGCUAAAUUUGUUCAAAUUGUGUGUUAAACUGUAGUGUGAUUGAGUGAUAUUCAACUGAUUGUAGUUUUGCAGCAGCAUUUUCUGUCUCCUACAUUCAAAUUCUUAACUUGCAGAGCAUCAAUGGCGGAAACACCGAUCAAAAUGAAGAAACACUCAGGUGUAAAAAGCCGCUCAAAACCCUUGAAUUCACCUUCUUCUCUUCUCUCUCCUCAAACCCCCAACACUCAAACUCCAUCUCGCCGUUUUUCUGAGCUCAAUUCAUCUGCAAUGGAAUUAACUCCGGUUCGUCGAUCUUCUCGUCGUUUAUCGCUUCCCGCCGACGAUUUUAUCCCAACCCCAGAAAAACCCACCAUGAAAUUACCCCAGAAAACCCUACCCAAGUCUCCCAAAACCCCGAAAUCGGCAAAAAAAUCGAAAAUUUCGAGUCCCCAUGUUGAGAAAGUCCCGACCCAUGAACCAUUUCAACCAAAGUCGCCAGCCUUGUCUGAAAAAGGGAAGAGAAAAAGAGGGGAUGAAUUGGAAAUUGUUGCGAAAACUCGAGCUCAAGCUAGAACUAGAGCUCGAAAUGUACCCAAGAAAAGGGUGUAUUAUAAGAGAGUAAUGUAUGAUGAGGGUGAAUUUGCAGUUGGGGAUGAUGUUUAUGUGAAGAGGAGAGAGAAUGCGAGUUCGGAUGAGGAGGAUCCUGAGGUGGAGGAAUGUAAAGUGUGUUUUCGAGGCGGGAGGGGAGUGAUGAUUGAGUGUGAUGAUUGUCUUGGUGGGUUUCAUUUGAAGUGUGUGAAACCACCAUUGAAGGAGGUUCCUGAAGGUGAUUGGAUUUGUGGUUUUUGUGAGGCUAAGAAAUCUGGGAAGGAGGUUGAGCUUCCAAAGCCACCUAAGGGGAAGAAGAGGGUUAGGACUUUGAAGGAGAAGCUUCUUACAAGUGAUUUGUGGGCUGCUAGGAUUGAGAGCAUAUGGAAAGAAGUGGAUGGAACCUAUUGGUUUCGGGCACAUUGGUACAUGAUCCCGGAGGAGACUGCAGCUGGAAGACAGCCACAUAAUUUGAGGCGAGAGCUGUAUCGCACCACUGAUUUUGCUAAUGUAGAGAUGGAAACUGUCUUCAGGCACUGCUUUGUAAUGAGCCCAAAAGAGUUCACUAAGGCUCAAAAUGAAGGGGAUGAUGUCUUCUUUUGUGAGUAUGAAUAUGACGUACGUUGGAAUUCUUUCAAGCGGCUUGCGGAGAUCAAUGCCGGAGAAGAGGAUGACGAAAAAAAUGAUGAUGAUAGUGGUGAUGAAGAUUGGAAAUCUACAAAGGACUUAGAGUCUGAGUCAGAGGAAGAUGUAGACUUCGAGGAGGAGAUUGAAAAGAGAAAAUCUUAUGGACCAUCUUCACACGAGUUGGCUGCAAAUUCAAGGAAGGGGCGAAUCUUUGGACUUCAGAAAAUAGGUAUGAAGAGUAUUCCGCAGCAUGUAAGAUGCCAUAAGCAAACAGAGCUUGAAAGGGCCAAACAGACGCUGCUGUUAGCAACUUUACCGAAGUCACUCCCCUGCCGCAACAAAGAAAUGGAAGAGAUUACUGCAUUUAUAAAAGGUGCUAUAUGUGAUGAUCAGUGUCUUGGACGUUGUCUGUACAUCCAUGGUGUUCCUGGGACGGGAAAGACUAUGAGUGUACUUUCGGUGAUGAGGAGCCUUAAGUCUGAACUUGAAUCAGGAAGUAUUAAGCCCUACAGUUUCAUAGAGAUUAAUGGUCUGAAACUAGCUACGGCAGAGAACAUAUACAGGGUUAUUUAUGAAGCACUAAGUGGACACAGAGUCAGUUGGAAAAAGGCCCUCCACUUCCUCAAUGAGCGUUUUUCAGAAGGGAAACAUGUAGGCAAAGGAGAAAACAAACCGUGCAUUCUUCUCAUUGAUGAACUUGAUCUUCUUGUAACCAGAAGCCAAUCGGUUCUUUAUAACAUUCUCGAUUGGCCAACAAGACCAAAUUCCAAGCUCAUUGUGAUAGGAAUUGCUAAUACAAUGGACCUUCCAGAGAAGUUGCUUCCUCGUAUAUCAAGCCGUAUGGGAAUACACCGACUCUGUUUUGGUCCGUAUACCUACAAGCAACUUCAAGAAAUCAUUAUGAGUCGACUUAAAGGAAUUGAUGCUUUUGAUAAGCAAGCUGUGGAAUUUGCUUCUAGAAAGGUAGCUGCUAUUUCUGGAGAUGCACGUAGGGCUCUGGAGAUUUGUCGGCGUGCAGCAGAAAUUGCAGAUUACCGUAUCAAGAACCAGGUCUCCUCAGCUGAAACUGCUUCUGCUGAGGAAACGCGCGUUGGAAUGGCAGAAGUUGAUGCAGCUAUACAGGAAAUGUUCCAGGCACCUCACAUUCAAGUGAUCCGGAGCUCCUGCAGACUGGGUAAGAUAUUUUUGGCAGCUAUGGUGCAUGAGCUUUACAAGACAGGAAUGGCUGAAACCACCUUUGAAAAGUUGGCUCUCACUGUUUCCCGCUUUUGUAAUAGCAAUGGCGAGCAGUUUCCUGAAUGGGAUAUUCUUUUAAGAGUUGGGUGUAAACUUGGUGAAUGCCGAAUCCUCCUAUGUGAGCCAGGUUCCAGGCACAGGUUGCAGAAAUUGCAGUUGAAUUUUCCUAGCGAUGACGUGACAUUUGCUCUGAAGGACUGUCAGGAGCUUCCAUGGUUAGCAAAAUACUUGUGAUAACGACCGGAAAUGCAUCAACAAAAAUGCAGCAACUCCAAUUCCCUGAAUGGUAUUACCAUAUUAGGUCUAUGAUAUAUCCAUAGUCGAGCCAUGUUAAUUUAUUGUUGUAGUAACAAGUUCAUCCGAACUUCAUUUUUUCGUUCUGAGCAUAUCAUGUAUUAAUAUUUAUGCAUUGAUUUGCAAAGGAGAAAGCCAUUUUUGGUUGUCAACUAGGGCAGACUUACAGGGAACAAAUUGUAUCAAUUGAGGUUUACCAGGUUUUUGAAUACUGUACAUGAAACAAGGGAAACUAUAAAAUUGGAUUUUGUAAA